Condylura cristata (star-nosed mole) is the source of this 820-nucleotide messenger RNA. It is a transcript of the gene METTL5, whose product is annotated as methyltransferase like 5. The transcript is spliced from 7 exons. The coding region runs from base 118 to 747 and encodes 209 amino acids. The record is from RefSeq and is a predicted model, not a curated record. Gene Ontology annotation, biological process: rRNA methylation. NCBI's taxonomy places the organism in Eukaryota, Metazoa, Chordata, Mammalia, Eulipotyphla, Talpidae. Gene Ontology annotation, molecular function: rRNA (adenine-N6-)-methyltransferase activity; nucleic acid binding.
GCUGACGGAGGUGUUGGGUGUUGGGUAGGGAGAUAGAGAAAAGAUGCUGGUUAAGUAAAUUUCUCUGCAGAUCCAGUGCCUUUCAGUCCCGCGAUCCCAUACUGCUGGGGUGGAAAAAUGAAGAAAUUAAGGCUUAAGGAACUAGAGAGUCGCCUACAGCAAGUAGAUGGAUUCGAAAAGCCCAAGCUACUUCUAGAACAGUAUCCGACCAGGCCUCAUAUUGCAGCCUGUAUGCUCUAUACAAUCCAUAACACAUAUGAUGACAUUGAAAAUAAAAUGGUUGCAGAUCUAGGAUGUGGUUGUGGAGUGCUUAGCAUCGGAACUGCAAUGUUAGGAGCAGGGUUAUGUGUUGGAUUUGACAUAGAUGAAGACGCAUUGGAAAUAUUUAACAGGAAUGUGGAAGAGUUUGAGUUAACAAAUGUUGACAUGAUUCAGUGUGAUGUGUGCUCAUUGUCUAACAGAAUAUCCAAGUCAUUUGAUACAGUAAUUAUGAAUCCUCCCUUUGGAACCAAAAAUAAUAAAGGAACAGAUAUGACUUUUCUGAAGAUUGCACUGGAAAUGGCAAGAACAGCAGUAUAUUCUUUACACAAAUCCUCAACUAGAGAACAUAUCCAAAAGAAAGCUGCAGAAUGGAAAAUCAAGAUAGAUAUUAUUGCAGAACUGAAAUAUGACCUACCAGCAUUGUACAAAUUUCAUAAGAAGAAAUCCGUGGACAUUGAAGUGGACCUAAUUCGGUUUUCUUUUUAAAAGACGUCAAAGACAUAAGCAGCCUAAAACCUAAUUAUUAAAAUGAAUAAAAAAAUUUUUUUUUUUUACUAAA